Messenger RNA from Malania oleifera, 2104 nucleotides. Its product is annotated as serine/threonine-protein kinase VIK. The record is from RefSeq and is a predicted model, not a curated record. Gene Ontology annotation, molecular function: ATP binding; protein kinase activity; protein binding. Bases 346 to 1647 code for a protein of 433 amino acids. Lineage: Eukaryota; Viridiplantae; Streptophyta; Magnoliopsida; Santalales; Ximeniaceae. The transcript has 11 exons. Gene Ontology annotation, biological process: protein phosphorylation.
GUUUGAAGCUACUACUCUGCGGCAUAAUGCGAACCUUCCAAUUAUUUAUUACAGCAACAACACGCACGAAACCACAAAGUAGCGUACAGAGGGAAACGGAGGAGAGCGUGAAAUGAAAAGAAUCUCAUUCAGUUGAAAAGGUAAAACCCUGGUAACGGUGCAUUCAGUCUCUCCUCCUCGCUCCUCUGCCUCUGCCCCCAAAAAAAAGCAACUCUGACGCCAGUAUCUGUUUAAAUCCAACGAAGAAGUCAGUUGACGACUCAACUGUCUCACUAUCCGAACGCUGAGCGAUUCCAAUCUACUCGGAGUGAGGUCCGAAUCGGAUCCAAUCUGGUGCGAUCUGGAAUGAGCACCAGCGGAGGUUCGUCGGGGAAUUCGGGCGGCGAUCCGUCGGUGGCCGCCUCCAAGGACAAGCAGAAGGAGAAGGCCAGAGUCGGCCGCACCUCCGCAAUCCUCUGGCACGCCCACCAGAACGACGCCGCCGCCGUGCACAAGCUCCUCGAGGAGGAUCGCUCCCUGGUGCAAGCCAGGGAUUACGACAACAGGACUCCUCUCCACGUCGCUUCGCUGCACGGUUGGAUCGAUGUCGCCAAGUGUCUGAUCGAGUAUGGAGCUGAUGUCAACGCCCAGGAUCGCUGGAAGAACACGCCUCUAGCAGAUGCCGAAGGAGCUAAAAAACAUAGCAUGAUUGAGCUGUUAAAAUCAUAUGGUGGCUUAUCUUAUGGUCAGAGUGGAAGCCAUUUUGAACCUAAGCCUGUCCCGCCUCCCCUGCCAAAUAAGUGUGACUGGGAGAUUGACCCUUCUGAGUUGGACUUCUCAAACUCGAACACUAUUGGGAAGGGGUCUUUUGGUGAGAUUUUAAAAGCCUGUUGGCGUGGAACACCUGUAGCUGUCAAACGCAUUCUUCCAUCUCUUUCAGAUGAUAGAUUGGUGAUUCAGGACUUCAGGCAUGAGGUUAAUUUGCUUGUGAAGCUGCGCCACCCUAACAUAGUCCAAUUCCUUGGAGCUGUCACUCAGAAGAAGCCCCUAAUGUUAAUUACUGAGUAUUUGCGAGGGGGCGAUCUUCAUCAGUACCUGAAGGAAAAGGGUUCACUUAAUCCGUCAACAGCUAUUAACUUUGCAUUGGACAUUGCCAGAGGCAUGGCUUAUCUUCACAAUGAGCCCAAUGUUAUAAUUCAUCGAGACCUAAAGCCAAGGAAUGUUCUUCUAGUCAACUCCAGCGCAGAUCAUUUGAAGGUUGGAGACUUUGGACUAAGCAAACUAAUCAAAGUUCAGAAUUCUCAUGAUGUGUACAAAAUGACCGGGGAGACUGGAAGCUACCGGUACAUGGCACCUGAAGUUUUCAAGCACCGGAAGUAUGACAAAAAGGUUGACGUAUUCUCCUUUGCAAUGAUUCUGUAUGAGAUGCUUGAAGGGGACCCGCCAUUGUCAAACUAUGAACCUUAUGAAGCAGCUAAAUAUGUGGCAGAGGGGCAUAGACCUAUUUUUCGUGCAAAAGGAUAUAUUCCCGAACUGAGAGAUUUAACAGAACUGUGCUGGGCUGCUGACAUGAACCAGAGACCACCUUUCUUGGAAAUUCUCAAGAGGCUUGAGAAGAUUAAGGAAAUUCUACCAUCAGAUCAUCACUGGAACAUUUUUAAUGCGUGACCUGAAAAAUUUUUUGUUGGCCCCCAUGCUUCUGUAUUUAAAUGUGCGGAAGGGGUCGUGAAUGGACUCACUGCAUCGUGUAAGUUUGUUGGAGUAAUUGCUAUUGCUAUGGCAGGUUGAUACUUCCUGGUUUCUUCAAAACUCCAAAAGCCCCAUCAGGUUUGGUCUUGUCUUUUAAGGGUCGUACCCUAAUUGACGUAUUUAAAGACGUUCAGAAUUUUGACCAGCAUUUCCUCCUUUUGUUUCUCUUCUGUAAUUCAUUUGUGCUUCCAGGUGAUUGUUGUAAGCCAGAAUAGGCAGCAUUCUUGCAUCCUCGAAUAUCGCAUAGUUCUUUACUCAAAACAGAGGGACUGUGUUCCAGUAUUUUCCUUUUUCUUUUGUAAAGUUGAUUUGCAAAAGUUUAUGUUGAUGUUUUGGAAACCUUGAAUAUUUUAUAGCAUCUUGUUACUGUGGAAAA